Topomyia yanbarensis is the source of this 4575-nucleotide messenger RNA. It is a transcript of the gene ClC-a, whose product is annotated as chloride channel protein 2. Gene Ontology annotation, biological process: chloride transport; transmembrane transport. The record is from RefSeq and is a predicted model, not a curated record. Lineage: Eukaryota; Metazoa; Arthropoda; Insecta; Diptera; Culicidae. Gene Ontology annotation, cellular component: membrane. The transcript is spliced from 11 exons. The coding region runs from base 884 to 4018 and encodes 1044 amino acids. Gene Ontology annotation, molecular function: voltage-gated chloride channel activity.
GUCAGUCAGUCAGUCAGCGCGUCCGUCGUCGUCAGUUAGUUAGUCCGGCCGACUCAGUCGGUUAGUGUAGCACUUUGGAGUGGUCUGGAAUCACAGUCGACGCGCGCAUUUCACCGUUCGGACUGUCAUCGUCAUCGGCAUGCAUAUUCAUUGGACCGCUCUCUAAGUGUCGGUGUUUGCCAUUUUUUUCGUUUCUUCCUACCUUUAUCGCUUGAGCUAGCACCUGUUGAAGAAACCAGCAACGACUGGUUCAUAUAGCAAAUGCCGGUGUUUCAUCCGAACAGCUGAUCAGCGACGUCAAUUUGCGGUCGAACUAUCCCCGGGGACCACGGAAAAACCGAUCGGAUAAUUGCUCCACUGGCUGUUUGGUGUCAGGCCCGUCAGAGUGGUGAGAGGGUAUUCAGUUCUGCGGUGUAAAUUACAUUUACUUGAUGCAUAAUUACUGUUCGGGCUCGAUUCUAAUUGUGAUUGUAAUCAGUGUACUUAGAAGUGCCGUAAAGUCUGACAGCCGUGCGCAUACAUACAUGAGUGGAGCUGUCGCUGUCGUUCGGUCGGGUGUUCCGCAAAAGUUGCUGUUUUGAGUUUUAUUGUUCCGCGCAGAGCAAGGAAGUGCUGUGGAGUGACCAAGGUUUAGCUACCGCUGAGGAAAAUCCAGUACGGUGGAGGUUUUCCGCGACGAUCAGAAGUUUUGCGCUCGUCCGGUUUUGAAUGGUUCCAGCUGAGAAGAGUUUGUUCUCCGUGUGCUUUGCUCUAUAGGAGUGAGGGAAAUUGUUGUGUCGCUGACUAUGCGUGAUUACUAGUGAAACGAUCCUCGUAGUGUCCAGCAGUGUUUAGUUUAUAUUAUUUGUAAGGUGUUACGUGCAGUAAAAAGUCAAUCGUCAAAAUGUACAACGGCACGAGUCAUGGUGAAAUGGACCGACUAACGGUCCCAACGAAGAUAAUACCCACGAGUCAACCACUGGCGGCAAAGGAUCUGAAUCUGGAUGAGGAUGACCAUGGGCUGGGUUACACUCACACGCUGAUGUAUGGCCGCUACACCAAAGAUUUAGGAGAAUACGCCAAAGAUGAAGCGCGAAGACUCAGGCUUCUUGAACGAAGAAGAAAAAAAGACGAUAAAUCAAGAAACAAGGAACUGUUGGGAGUGCGUGAUAACAGAUUUUUCAAGGCCGGCUCAUGGUUCUGGCGGAAUACAUUCGCCAGGCUGGGCGAAGACUGGGUGUUUCUGGCCCUACUCGGUAUCAUCAUGGCGUUACUGUCCUACGUUAUGGAUAAGGGUAUCUCGAUGUGCACGAACUCUCGAGUAUGGCUCUACAGAGAUCUCACCAACCAUCCGGUGGCGCAGUAUUUGGCCUGGGUCUCCCUGCCGGUGAUCCUUAUACUCUUCUCCGCCGGUUUCGUUCAUCUGGUGGCACCGCAAAGUAUAGGCUCCGGGAUUCCGGAAAUGAAAACCAUUCUUCGGGGUGUUGCGCUGAAAGAAUAUCUCACCUUCAAGACACUCGUUGCCAAAGUGAUAGGCCUGACGGCAACCCUGGGAUCCGGUAUGCCACUGGGCAAGGAAGGCCCAUUUGUACAUAUAGCUAGUAUAGUAGCUCAGUUAUUAAGUAAAAUCAUAACAUCAUUCCAAUCGAUCUACGAGAAUGAAUCCCGCAACACAGAGAUGUUGGCGGCGGCGUGUGCCGUAGGUGUGGGAGCCUGCUUCGCGGCACCGGUCGGUGGUGUACUGUUCAGUAUCGAAGUCACCACGACCUACUUCGCGGUGCGAAACUAUUGGCGAGGAUUCUUCGCAGCAGUCUGCGGUGCCACCGUUUUCCGGCUGCUGGCGGUGUGGUUCCAAAAAGCGGACACCGUGACGGCCCUGUUCGCCACCAACUUCACUGCUGACUUCCCGUUCGAUCCGCAGGAGCUGUUCGUCUUUGCACUGAUUGGUCUCGUCAGCGGCCUUGGUGGUGCGCUAUACGUGUGGGUUCACCGCAAGUACGUGUUCUUCAUGCGAUCCAACAAAGGGAUGAACAAAUUUCUCCAAAAGAAUCGUUUCCUGUAUCCCGGAAUACUGGCACUCAUCGUAGCAACACUUUCAUUCCCUCUUGGUUUCGGCCAAUACAUUGCCGGUGAACUGAGCACCCACGAACAGGUGCUACAGCUGUUCUCAAAUUUCACCUGGAGCAAACACGAACUCACCGUAGAACAAGCGGCCAUCGUUUCCAACUGGCGGACUGCCUACACGGACGUUUUUGUCAAUUUGUUCAUUUAUUUGUUAUACACAUUCUUUUUUUCCAUCAUCACGUCAACCAUUCCGGUUCCAUCUGGUAUCUUCAUUCCUGUGUUCAAAAUUGGCGCGGCCCUAGGACGUCUAGUCGGCGAAGCGAUGCACCUAUGGUUCCCCUACGGAGUUCGCUAUGGUGGAAAGCUGGCACCGAUUAUUCCCGGUGGUUACUCCGUAGUGGGAGCCGCUGCAUUCUCCGGUGCCGUCACUCACACCGUAUCGGUGGGAGUAAUCGUAUUCGAGAUGACCGGGCAAAUAACGCACAUUGUACCGGUGAUGAUCGCUUCGCUGGUUUCGAAUGCGGUGGCAGCACUGUUACAACCGUCCAUGUACGAUAGCAUUAUCCUAAUUAAGAAGCUGCCCUACCUGCCGGAUCUACUGCCCAGCGGGUCGGGAAUGUACAAUAUCUACGUCGAGGACUUCAUGGUGCACGAUGUCAAGUACAUUUGGAAGGGAAUCUCGUACCAGAAGCUGAAAGAAAUUUUAAAAGCGAAUAAGGCUUUACGGAGCUUACCCAUCGUAGAUAGCCCCGAUAACAAAGUACUCCUCGGAAGCGUGCAACGCUAUGAACUGAUUAAAAUGAUCGACAAACACAUUGGUCGUGAAAAACGACUAGAAGUAGCAGCCAAGUGGAUGAAAGAAGCAGAGGAAAAGGUACGAGAGGAGCAGGAGCGACUACAACGAGAAGCAGAAGAAUUGCAGAAAACACGCCGUCCAUCGCGCUUUGAAGUAAGCCCGGCUCCAGAUAUUCUGAAACUGCGCGAACGAGCCAACAACGAAAUGUUGCCACCUCAGGCGAAGAAGGAAACCACCUUCCAAUAUAGUCCCGUUUUCGGUACGCAGCCAAAGAAAUCCAUCCUCAAAAAGACAAAUUCGUUUACAAUGAAGGGAUUUACCCCCCUGUCACCACAUAGUCCUGUCCAGACGCCUUACACGACGAUCACUGGAACGGAGAGUCGAAUACGAUCCGCCUUCGAUAUCAUUUUCCGCAAAUCAGCUACCCUACAAGAUGUCACACCGGAUCCGGAAAUCGGAUCCAUUGGCACACCAAGUAUGAUUAUCACAGAGGGAGUACCACUCACACCUGGAAUCUCCAAGAAAGUUCAACUGCCCCGAGAACGGGUCAUCGAUAUGUCGCACGAGGACCAAAAAGCGUGGGAGCUAGAAGAGAUGAGCAAACCGAUCGAUGUAGACCAUUUGCACAUCGAUCCGGCACCUUUCCAACUAGUCGAACGUACAUCGAUUCUGAAGGUUCAUUCGCUGUUUUCGAUGGUUGGUAUCAACCAUGCAUACGUGACGAAUGUCGGUCGGCUCGUCGGUGUUGUGGCAUUGAAAGAGCUUCGGGUGGCCAUCGAAAAUGUAAACAGCGGAACACUUACGCCGGAAUCGGUGAAACAAAAGCAGGAGGAUGAAGCUAGAGCCAUGGCUCACAGAGAGACAGGGCUUGACAGUCCAUCCUCGGAUGAUCCACUCCUGCCGAAGGGAGUCAACGAUGGUUACAGCGACAAAAAAGUAAAUAAUACCAUAACGUCUAUGGACUCAGCACUUUCCAAUUCGGAUAACUGUUCCGAUAUCGAACUAGACCACAUUAGGUUUACAAACGCUAAGAAUAGCUCUACUACUACCGGCCAAAACACAAACAGCAACAAUCACAACAACAACAACAGUAGCGGUGGCAGCAACAACAACUCACACAGUCACGGUGGCGUUCAACAAUAUUCAAAGAUUGAGAUAACUCGGGAUCGUGAUCGAUGAUAAUUUACGAGAAAUGAUGUGAUUCUAAUUUUAAACCCUAAUCUGUUAAGACCGACAAUGUGAAAUCACGUAAGGAAGCAAGAAAGGAAGAAAGCGCGGCAUAAAUAGUGCUCGGGAGUUGCUCUGAGCUAAAUGAAACAGGAAGGAUGACAAAGAUCCACAGGGUACUAUAAUCUGGUUUGUUUCUUCAUCAUUGUUGCUGCACUUGUUAUGUUAAAUUUUACCCAUCAACCAAGACCCACACGUUAGGAAAUUAUAUUAAAUGUGAAUGUUGAUAUAGUUUUAAGGUACACAGCUAUUAACAAAUUUUAGGAGAUUUCUCUUGUCCAAGACGAAUAUGAUUUAUGUAAAUAAAAGACACUGUGUUUUUUACCUCGGAGGCAUCUAACUACAGCUAUCAGUCGUGGUUUACUCACUCGGAACAGCUUGAAAGCUGGUUCCCAAACGCUACUUUAGCAAGAAAAGACAAUACUGUCCCAAAUAGCAGACCUUUCAGUAGAAAUGUUUCGCUUACUUAGCGCUAUAUAUACUGUGAAUAAUAAAACGAAUUAAAAAAA